AUGUCUCAAAUACCUCAAUAUAUAGUGGAUGCUCAUUACAGUGGAGAGAUCCUUAUCUCUGAUGAAAUGGGCAUUAUAUUCGAAAAUAUCGAUAUACGCCAGUUCAAAUUAAGUAGAAAUGCGAAGUUUGAAUAUUUGAGGGAGAGGAUACAAACAAGGAUGCAAUCUGGAGCUGUCUCACAAAUUAUAUAUCGAAAUGCUAUUAAUUUCGGUGUGAACCAGGUGAAAUAUGUUCCACUGAAAAUCCGAGAUGAUGAUGAUGUGGAAAUGAUGUUUUACAACCAUGAAUUAUCUGGGUUACAUGCGAUAGAUUUAUACAUAAAAUUUCAACUUUCUCAACAAUCUCAAAUCUCACAAGUGGCCAAUCCUAAUGAUGCUGAGCCCGUGUCCAUAAUUCCCGAGGAAGUCGUUGUCGAAGAUGACGAAGAAGAAGAGACUGAGUCACAAGCUGAUGAUUUAUUCACUACUUUAUUUGAAGACGGUGGAUGUGACGAGGCGGAUGCAAUCAACGAAACUGAACAACACAUUCCACUUGAGAAUGUCUAUUGUCCACCCGCCCACAUGACCACUCUGGAAACAGUUGGAGACGAAUCAUCCUUUCAAUGGCCCAAAAAUCCUCGUCUUCCGCUGGAGGAUGACAUAGCUGUUGGGAACCAGUUCAAAAACAAAUCUGACCGUGUCUUUGCGAUAUCCAGGUACCAUAUGAAACAUGUCGUUGAUUUCAGGGUUACAUGUUCUGACACGAAGAGAUAUAAAAUUUGUUGUAAGCGUAGUGGUUGCAACUUUCGUCUAGUGGCAUCCUAUAGGAAAAUGAGCGACCUAUGGGAGAUAGGAAUCAUGGAGCCCCCACAUAAUUGUUCAACGACCAUCUUUAAUCAGGAUCAUCGACAACUAAGCUCUCGACUGAUGAGUGAACGAUUAAUGCCUCUUGUUGAAAAGGAUCCCUCUAUCAAGUAUUACCUCCACUUCAUCGUUGAAAUUACUGUAGCCACCAAAAUCAUUUGCAGGUGUUUGCUGCCUGAUUUUUUCGAGUCCUACUUAAGAUCUCGUGCUCGACUAUAUUGGUUAGGAGUAUUGAAUGCCUAUAGUGCGCGAUGGAUUCGCUUAGGUGCCAAUGGCCGUGCCGUUCCGUCACACAUGGGUGACUCGGCUGAAACGACUGCAAUAGUGAGAUUGAAUUCAGAACAACGCCGCAUUAGAGUGGCUGCUUCGGCCGCGUCUGCCGUAAAUGAUAUUACCCUUAUGUUUUUAAGGAUAACAAGGUUAUUUUAUUGA
Messenger RNA from Vicia faba (fava bean), 1275 nucleotides. The record is from the annotation of a GenBank genome assembly. NCBI's taxonomy places the organism in Eukaryota, Viridiplantae, Streptophyta, Magnoliopsida, Fabales, Fabaceae.